Rhinopithecus roxellana (golden snub-nosed monkey) is the source of this 3602-nucleotide messenger RNA. RefSeq names its product contactin-4. Gene Ontology annotation, molecular function: cell-cell adhesion mediator activity. The record is from RefSeq and is a predicted model, not a curated record. NCBI's taxonomy places the organism in Eukaryota, Metazoa, Chordata, Mammalia, Primates, Cercopithecidae. The coding region runs from base 294 to 1874 and encodes 526 amino acids. Gene Ontology annotation, biological process: brain development; cell-cell adhesion. The transcript is spliced from 13 exons.
GUUCCAGAUUUUUCAAGAACACUCCUGAAUGAAGAGCUCACUCUUGCUAAAGUGGGAGGUGAAGUUGUCAUUGAGUGGUAAGCCAAAAGCAUCUCCAAACCUGUUUACACCUGGAAGAAAGGAAGGGACAUAUAUUAAAAGAAAAUGAAAGAAUUACCGUUUCUGAAGAUGGAAACCUCAGAAUCAUCAACGUUACUAAAUCAGAUGCUGGGAGUUAUACCUGUAUAGCCACUAACCAUUUUGGAACUGCUAGCAGUACUGGAAACUUGGUAGUGAAAGACCCAACAAGGGUAAUGGUACCCCCUUCCAGUAUGGAUGUCACUGUUGGAGAAAGCAUUGUUUUGCCGUGCCAGGUGACGCAUGAUCACUCACUAGACAUCGUGUUUACUUGGUCAUUUAAUGGACACCUGAUAGACUUUGACAGAGAUGGGGACCACUUUGAAAGAGUUGGAGGGCAGGAUUCAGCUGGUGAUUUGAUGAUCCGAAACAUCCAACUGAAGCAUGCUGGGAAAUAUGUCUGCAUGGUCCAAACAAGUGUGGACAGGCUAUCUGCUGCUGCAGACCUGAUUGUAAGAGGUCCUCCAGGUCCCCCAGAGGCUGUGACAAUAGACGAAAUCACAGACACCACUGCUCAGCUCUCCUGGAGACCCGGGCCUGACAACCACAGCCCCAUCACCAUGUAUGUCAUUCAAGCCAGGACUCCGUUCUCCGUGGGCUGGCAAGCAGUCAAUACAGUCCCAGAACUCAUUGAUGGGAAGACAUUCACAGCAACCGUGGUGGGUUUGAAUCCUUGGGUCGAAUAUGAAUUCCGCACAGUUGCAGCCAAUGUGAUUGGGAUUGGGGAGCCCAGCCGCCCCUCUGAGAAACGGAGAACAGAAGAAGCUCUCCCCGAAGUCACACCAGCGAAUGUCAGUGGUGGCGGAGGCAGCAAAUCUGAACUGGUUAUAACCUGGGAGACGGUCCCUGAGGAAUUACAGAAUGGUCGAGGCUUUGGUUAUGUGGUGGCCUUCCGGCCCUAUGGUAAAAUGAUCUGGAUGCUGACAGUGCUGGCCUCAGCUGACGCCUCCAGAUACGUGUUCAGGAAUGAGAGCGUGCGCCCCUUCUCUCCCUUUGAGGUUAAAGUAGGUGUCUUCAACAACAAAGGAGAAGGCCCUUUCAGUCCCACCACAGUGGUGUAUUCUGCAGAAGAAGAACCCACCAAACCACCAGCCAGUAUCUUUGCCAGAAGUCUUUCUGCCACAGAUAUUGAAGUUUUCUGGGCCUCGCCACUGGAGAAGAAUAGAGGACGAAUACAAGGUUAUGAGGUUAAAUAUUGGAGACAUGAAGACAAAGAAGAAAAUGCUAGAAAAAUACGAACAGUUGGAAAUCAGACAUCAACAAAAAUCACGAACUUAAAAGGCAGUGCACUGUAUCACUUAGCUGUCAAGGCAUAUAAUUCUGCUGGGACAGGCCCCUCUAGUGCAACAGUCAAUGUGACAACCCGAAAGCCACCACCAAGUCAACCCCCUGGAAACAUCAUAUGGAAUUCAUCAGACUCCAAAAUUAUCCUGAAUUGGGAUCAAGUGAAGGCCCUGGAUAAUGAGUCAGAAGUAAAAGGAUACAAAGUCUUGUACAGAUGGAACAGACAAAGCAGCACAUCUGUCAUUGAAACAAAUAAAACAUCGGUGGAGCUUUCUUUGCCUUUUGAUGAAGAUUAUAUAAUAGAAAUUAAGCCAUUCAGUGACGGAGGAGAUGGCAGCAGCAGUGAACAAAUUCGAAUUCCAAAGAUAUCAAAUGCCUACGCAAGAGGAUCCGGGGCUUCCACUUCGAAUGCAUGUACGCUGUCAGCCAUCAGUACAAUAAUGAUUUCCCUCACAGCUAGGUCCAGUUUAUGACAAAAGUUAUCUAAAGGACUUGCUGUUUAUAAUAUAAGCAACAUUUAGCUAGUUGUUUUGAAGACACCCAGUACUAAGUAAUAUUGUUGUUCAAGUACAUCUUAUUACUGGAAUAAAAAUGUUUUUUGCUUCUUUAGGAAUGGCAUUAUACAGUACUUCCUCAAAGCAAAUCUAGCUUUGUCUGAAGUUUCUUUGGAAACUCUGCAAUGCACUGAAGACAUCUGUAAUAUGAUGUUACCAAAGCAGUUUACAUAUGUCCUUAUAUGCAUAUUUUUUAUUAUAUAUUUAGUGUUUUAUAGAAUUUUUUAAAGUUAACAUAUAAUGUAGAUAUUACUUUUUUUCCUCAGCUGUAAAAUGCUAUGGACAACACAAUCAUGCAAUUAUAAUUUGAAGAUAUUUCCUUUAAAGACAGAGUUUGAAACUCAUCUUGGUAAAUAAAUUGCAAAUUACUUGUACAGUUUUACAAGGAUCUCGUGGCAGAACAGCUGAAGACUUGGUCUAUAACUCAAGGCUGCUGUAUGCAAAUUACUCUUCUAGUGGUUAAUGCAUUGAAUCAAGUCCUUUUGACAUGUACAAUAUGUUUUCCCAUGACGUUGUGAAUUUUGUUGUUCAAUACAACUUGAGAUGGUUUCAGGAAUGGCUGCAAUCUCAAAAGCUAAAUUUACUGCCCAAGAGGCACCUUGUGCAAUAUUCCCAUCCCUGAAUUUAGCAUUGUACAGUAAGAUUUUCUUUUCACUCAACUAAGUUAGCAUUGUCUUUGUAGUAGCACUAUCUUAGACAUUAAAUUUGAAGUAACAUAUAUCCUGUAGUAACAUAGAUCAAAAGUUACUAUAGUCACCCAAGUCUUUCAAAGGAUAAAAGAUAAUUUUAUUAUCUUUAACUGUAUCUAUUUUGAAUGUAAAUUUUAAAAAAAAGUAAUUCUCUGUCAAUGGAUUAGUAAUUUCUUUACAAAAUUUCUUAUAUAUAGUAUGUGUAUCUCUGUAAUAAUAGAGCCCUUCUUUUGAAUCAAAAUUACAUAUGGAGUUUGGAAGAUUUCUCCUAUUUCAACAAAUAGUUGCUGCAAGAAUUUUUAAUAUGACUCUAUAAAAGACCUUUAGUACAAUUGUAUGGUUUCUUGAUGAUUCUGUUUUGCAAUAGGUAGCCUAGUUGCUUUAUCUACUUUACCUUCUAAGUCUUAAAAUCACACAUUGGAAAAUGACAAUAUCCACAAAACUGUAUUCUUAUGAAAAGAACUAUUUGUUACAAUGGGAAAGGUUUUGUAAGCAAACGCUAGUGGAACAGUGACAUAAAAGGCAAUGAAAUUUUCUACAGACAUUUUCUCAUGUAAACAUGCUGCCACCUUUUCUUCUUUCUCAGAGAACUCAAAUUUGCUGUAAUUUGUCAUUUUUGCUUACAAAUAAUAUAACUUUUCAACCUUCUUCUUAUAUUUAUCCAAUAAAGUCAUAAUCAGGAUUCCAUUUGUGUAAAAACUAGGGUGGUAACCGGAAAAAAAAAUAUUGUCAGUAUUUCAAGCUGUGUUCCUUUCUUAGUUUGAUAUGGUUACUUCUAUGUUAAAAUAAAAUAAAAUUUAAAAUCACAUGCAAAAAAAUCAACAAAAUAAUAAAAUGAAUGAAAAAAAAUGACACCCAGGGAGUUCCCAACCCCAGUGUAAAUGAUAUUUACCAGUGAUCUAGCAUAUGUAAUCUUUUUUAAAGGUAUUGUUAAUAAAUAUUCUGUCAUUUGUAAAGA